GUAUUACUGUUUAUACUUUAUACUUCAUAUCGUAGAAUACAUAAAUACGCUGAGAGUCAAGAGCAUAAUAAAUAAUAUAUAAUACAAUCAUCUGAUAAAAAAGUCUACUAAAAUUUCUCUCCCAAAUCCCCACCAUUAAUUUUAGUAGAACUCUUUCAUUGCCGUAGGAUGAUUUUUUUUUCUUAAUUGUUUUCCCGCAAAUUUAUGUGUAAAAUUGUCCCAACAAAAUCGUGUACUUCGGGUAGUUUUGGUUUUUACUCCCACUCUGGGUCUUCUAUGUACUAAAUAUUCUCCCACUUUUCCCUGCGCAUGUGCAGUUUAGAAACAACCAGUACUGGGAGAGAUUUCCGAUGUUCAUUGUUCAUUUUUUCUCUGGCACAAGUUUAUUUACGUAAUUCACUUUCGACUUUUUAAUCUGCUGUUUUUAUUUUAACAAUUGAAUUAAAAACUAAUUUGGGGUCAUUGUUGUAAUUGUCGGCAAUUGUUCGCUUAGUUUCUUUACAAUAUAAAUCAUUCAUAUUUUUAUAAAAAUGAGCGAUGAAAAAAAUACAAACCUUACAAAAUUUUGUGAUGAUGGAUUACAAAAUGGUGGUAUUCAAAACUACAAGGCAUUUAUUUAUGACGUAACACUAAAAAUUUUAUUUGAUGGCGAAUCAGUUAAAAGUUUUUUCGACGUCAAUGAAGCGUCAAUGGCUACCAUUAUCGGACAAAUAAUUCAUAAAUAUAAGAAAUGGGGUAUAGCGAGUGAAAUAAUAAUGAUUGAUCUAAUAAAACGGGCUGAAAAAUUGCGACCUAAUCGAGAAUCUUUUCCAAAUAAACCACCACCACCACUGAAAUGGGAGACUAUUCUUCAUGCUAAAGGAUAUUACUGCGGAAAAGAAGUCAUUGGAGAACUUCCUAUUGUUUAUGACUGUCUCUCAUACAUGGGAUUGAUGGAACCACUAAAAUCUUCGUUGAUACCAGAGCCGAAACACUAUUCGAUGGUAUUGAAUUACUCGGCAACAUUUUUUUUAAGUCCCGCAUUGCAAGUCGCCAAACCUUAUUAUCAAGCCCGCGGAUUCAUUUAUCAAAAUGCACCAACAUCAAAUAUUGACUUUCGUAAAUUUUGCAAUGUUAUUGAUUAUGAAAAUCCUUAUAAUAAUAAUAAAAUAUGGGAAGCAUCAUUGAAACAAAUUUUAAUUUUAAAAAAUCUCAAAUAUGGACCUCAGCUUUAAUAACUCUUUUUUUUUACGUCAUUUAUGUUUGUAGUUAAUUACUAUUUAAUAUAGAGUUUGCAUACACAGAAAAAAAAAGAUUUCUUGGCACAAUAAUUAUUGUGUAUAACAGACAUUUUGUUAGAACUAAAAAAAGUCUAAGUCUUGACGCAGAAAAGUUUUCUUUUCAAUUCAUAAUACCAAAUAUUUUUUUGGACGAGUAAAAAUUUUUGCACCAAAAAAUUCUUUUUUUUUCUGUGACAAAAAUAUUUUUUAAUGAAACUUUAAAUUCGAAAUUUAAAGACCAAAAAAAUUAUAUAAAAUAAAAUUUUACUAAAAGUAAAUAUUUUCAACAUAAAAAUAUUUAAAAAUAUAAUAGUACAUUUUGAUGACUAGAAACCAAAGUAGUCUAAUAUUAAAGUACACAGAAAAAAAGGAUUUCUUGGUGCAAGAAAUAUUUGCAUUAUAAAACAAAGACAAACUUUUCUUAGGACAAGAAAAUUAUCGUUUUCAGUUAAUGCAAAAAAUUUCUUAAGUAUAAAUUUUCUUGAUGUGAAUAACGAUUUCUUUUGCCAAAAAAUCCUUUUUUUCUGUAUAUUGUGUCUCUGGACUGAUACUUUAUUAUUUAAAAAUUUUCUUCUGCGGCAAAAGUAGAGCAUUAUAAAUUAAUAAUUUUUAUAGUCUAUUGUUAUUAUAAUUAUUUAGAGACUAUUCGAAAGCAGUCUCCUCUGAUUACAUUCUGAAAAUAAAAAAAAAACAUUAAAACCUCUAAUCUAUAUUAUAAAAAAU
Messenger RNA from Microplitis demolitor, 1982 nucleotides. RefSeq lists its product as uncharacterized. The record is from RefSeq and is a predicted model, not a curated record. Bases 531 to 1214 code for a protein of 227 amino acids. The transcript is spliced from 2 exons. NCBI's taxonomy places the organism in Eukaryota, Metazoa, Arthropoda, Insecta, Hymenoptera, Braconidae.